Molecule: messenger RNA, 2110 nt
Organism: Dermacentor andersoni
Lineage: Eukaryota; Metazoa; Arthropoda; Arachnida; Ixodida; Ixodidae
Biological process (GO): regulation of transcription by RNA polymerase II
Molecular function (GO): RNA polymerase II cis-regulatory region sequence-specific DNA binding; DNA-binding transcription factor activity, RNA polymerase II-specific
Source: RefSeq, a predicted model, not a curated record
GUGGCCGACGAGUAGAGUCGCCCUCUCGACCGAAGGGCCAGAGCGAGCCAUGACUGGCAAGGAGCGCGCGUCGCCCAUCUUCCGGCCCUGGGCCCAACAGCAGAGCGCCGAGCCCCGGAUCGUGCAGCCCGAGCCGGUGUACCUGCUGCCCGCGGCACUGCAACCGGCCUUCCCGAUGACCGCGUGGGAUGUCGCCGCCGCCGCCGCCGCGCACCACCACGCAUCCUCGCACGCGCCCGCGUUCCUCCAGCAAGAGCUGGCCGCCCGGUGGAAGGCCAAGAAGCAAAGGCCGAAGCGCUUCCAGUGUCCACACUGCAAGGUGUCUUUCUCGAACAAUGGACAAUUGAAAGGACAUGUGAGAAUCCAUACCGGGGAACGCCCGUUCGCCUGCGAGCACGAGGGCUGCGGCAAAACAUUCACCCGGAACGAAGAACUCACGCGACACAAGCGCAUUCACACGGGACUAAGGCCCUUCCCGUGUCCAUUGUGUCAGAAGCCAUUUGGCCGCAAGGACCACCUCAAGAAACACGUGAAGACACACGAGCGAGCUCUGCUUCCUGGCCUUCCCUACUUUUUCGGCGGCGCGCCGGACUUCCUCUUCAUGUGAGCCCCACCGACAAAAUGGACACACUUCUGAUGACCCAUCGCAAAUGUCUUUUCUGUGAACAAUGCAGCAUUCUCCGAGGACAGCAUCACCAAUUGGCCGCUGCUGGGAGCUAGCCAAUCCUCGCUUAAAAAAAAAAAAGAAAAGGUCUAGAACGAACCCUGUGUAUGCGCACUCAGAAAAUUUCGCAACUUGGUUCCCCUCUUUUCGCCGUGCAGCUCUUUAGCGUGUGAUUAUUUGUCCAACUAAGAGAACCUUCCAAGUUAUCAUUCUUCCAGUAAUUAACGAAGGUAUCGCUGUUCUUAAAGCGUUAAUACGACGCAACGACACCUGCCGUUUUGUAAUUGCAUGAGACAUUAAGCUUCCUUGGUCAUGAGCUAGGCUAAGUAAGCGAUACGUGAGACCAGUUCCGAAGCUUAACCUGUGCAACUUUUCUAAGUAAUGUCUUCUACUGCAGUGUUCAAGUAAAGAAGUGUGCUAGAUGAGCGAGAAAGUUUGAUAAUUUAUGACAGCAUAUUUAUAUAGUGCUCCUGUACAAAAUGAGCGAAACUUGUACAUAAAAUAUUAUAGUUUUGUACAAAUACAUAGACUCAAUGAGUGCCAUAAGAAACAUUGCUACACAAAGUGAGCACGACAGGGCCGGGUAACUUUGCCGCAAGCCCUCACGUUCUCUUGCCUUCGCAUCACAUUUCAAUAGUGGGUCCAAUUGUGCUCAGAAGUGAGGAAAACUAUUUUUGAUGUGCAAAUUUUAUGAGUGCUCAGACGUCUGCAUCAGAGCAGAACAUAUUUCCACAACUCUCUUGCUGUGAGAACAAUGCAUUAUCAGUGAAUGCGUCAUAGGAUUGAGUAGUUGUGCGUUGUGAUAUAUGCUACCCCUGAGGCAGCUGCCACUAACCUUUCUGGCCUCAUUCCUUUUUCUAUACCAUAUGUAUAGUGCCAUGUUUACCAGCUCUUUUAGUGUUAAUUUAAAUCUUACAUUACGCGAACUUCUAAUUUUUUUAUGUCCUGUUAAAGAGAAAACAUCGUUCGUCACCGAUUAAUAUUCAUAUCGAUCCUCAAUGUCGAUACGGGUUCCGAAUUACAAUACACGCAAACAUUGUAACUAUUAUUUUAUAUCACCAUCGUUACCAGCCAAUUGAAACCUCCCAGUGAAACUGUACUUCUCAAAGCUCAGAGAUUACUCACGCUAUAAGUGCAGGCGCUUUUCAACAUUGUGAGCCCAUCCUUGCUCAAAGCUAGCCGUUGCCAGCAACCUCGAUAUUUGUACAAACGAUGCAUAUAAUUAUUUUACUGUCCUUUUUUUUUUUUUGCGCGCGCGUGUGUGUGUGUGUGGCCUGUCCUGAAAACUCCAAGGACCCUGGAUUCUGUGAGCGAAUGCAUCUCUGGGUCAUCGACAGCACCGCUGUUGUUAGCGCGAAACUCAAAGUUCACCAUUCUUGUCAUUGUGUCACUUUUUGUACAUAUACUAUUUUCAUAUUUAUUGACAAAAUAAAUAAUUUAUAAUGA